Molecule: messenger RNA, 2018 nt
Organism: Notolabrus celidotus (New Zealand spotty)
Lineage: Eukaryota; Metazoa; Chordata; Actinopteri; Labriformes; Labridae
Gene: tmem267
Product: transmembrane protein 267
Exons: 3
Coding region: 162-905 (247 amino acids)
Source: RefSeq, a predicted model, not a curated record
CAUGUCCAUAGGGUGGAAGUUUGGCGCUGUUGCACCUUCAUACCUUCACAAUACACAGCAGAAGAAGUGGUAUGGAUAACCAAUGCAAGGCGAUGGGUCUACCUGACUCCUGCUGACCUUAAGUGGCGAUUGGCCCCCACAGCCACCUGUCAAGUAAAAACAUGCAAGGAUUUUACUCCAAGUUGGACUCCUCCCCCUCUUCCUCUCCUUUGUUGGGGGUGGGCCAUGGGCGGGAAGGCGCUCCAGUUCCUCUCAGUCUGGCGGUGGAGACGGAGAAAGCUCAGGCCCUGCUACAGACGUUCAGUUCUGCCUCUUUGCUGGCGUCAGCAGGACUUGGUAUGUUCUGUGUGGUGGCGGACCACACCCUCCAGCUAUCAGUGAUUCAGCACCACCUGUGGCUGCGUGCAGCUUUGGACAACGCCACGCACGGGUUAAUAGGACUGUGGUCGUGGGCCGUUGUUAUUGGACUGAGGAAAAAGAGCGAUCUGUACGAGGUGCUACUGGCUGGUCUUCUGGCAUCAAUCAUAGACCUGGACCACUUCUAUAUGGCUGGAUCCCUAUCACUCAAGGCUGCCGUCUCGCUCCCCCAGCGUCCUCCUCUCCACUGCUCCUCCCUCAUCCCCGUUCUCUGCCUCACCCUCCGCUUCCUCAUGUGGAUGGGGCGCCUUAAAGAUGCUUGGUGCUCCUUGCCGUGGAUGCUUUUUAUUUCCAUGGCGACGCACCACGUCCGGGAUGCGGUCCGCCACGGCCUGUGGGUGUGCCCCUUUGGCAACACAGCACCGCUCCCUUAUUGGCUGUACGUGAGCACCACUGCGACGCUCCCUCACCUGUGCUCAGUGCUCAUGUAUCUGACAGGGACCAGGGAUGUGAUCUCCACCAAACACGGGGUAGCCAUUGAUGUUUAGAUGUCAGCGACUUAACAGCAACACUUAAUGCUGAUGUGAUACGGAUCAGCUGUGGGGAAACAAAACCUGGUUUUUGUUUGAAACCAUUUUUAAUACUUGAAAUUACCGCAGAGAACAUCUGAAAGAUAAGGUAAAGAUCAUAUGAUACUCAAAUUCACAAUUUGCUUUGGGUUUUCACUUACAGAAACAUUUGUGCAUCUCAGGAGUGGAACAUUCUGAACAGGAGUGCCAAUCAUGGAUUAUUCUACGGUAUACAAAUGUGUCAGAAUCCUGUGGACUCUCCUGAAGAGUGAUGUCCUCUCUUCUAACAGCCUGGAGUGUUUGAGCGGUGGUCCUUUUUAAAGCGCUGACAUAUUGUUUUAUGACGACCGGUCUCUGAACUGUCACUUUCCAUCCUCAUCCCAAGAACACUCAAGGAAAGCCAACCAAAGGUCAACAGGCUGCACGGCACUGGCAUAUUGUCAUCGGUGCUUUUUCACUCUCAGUUGUGUACAGCGCCACCCACGCAUUUAAAAACGUCUCAUCAGCAAGAGUGACGAAAAUGUUUGUGUUCUCUCUUUGAUUUUAGAGUACGUUUUAAAUCACUACCACAUUCCUGUGACAUAUCCAGAAGUUAACACGUAAAAACGUGUAAAAAAAAAAAAAUCAAAUGUAAUAUCCACCUCUACCACUUUAGCAGACUCUUUUUUUGCUGCUCCAAUGAGCCUUACUCUUAUGUCCACGGUACUUGAAGCCAGCCUUUCAGCGUUGACCAAGUAAAUCAUAGUUUUAAAUCAGAAACGGUUGUAACAUGGACUAAAGCAGAACCUUGUUUUUGUGUUGCUUUACGUUUGGAAAAGCCGCUCACAGGUUUCAAUCCAAAGCAGCAGUCCUAUUGUUGUACUUGUUAAAUCAUCUCUUAUUCUGUGUGCCUCUUUUCGGAAAGUGAGAUGUGUUCCACUUUUGAGAGACACAGUGCUGAACAUGCAGUACAGUUCAGAUCCCUGGCUUCCUUCUGGUGAACAACUAACAGAAAAACUGCUUUCAUUUUUUACAGCUUUUCUUAUUUAUUUUUGUUUCUUUUUUUAAGUUAUAUAUACAUUACCAAUCAAACGUUUGGACACACCUUCUCAU